Molecule: messenger RNA, 396 nt
Organism: Rotaria sordida
Lineage: Eukaryota; Metazoa; Rotifera; Eurotatoria; Philodinida; Philodinidae
Source: the annotation of a GenBank genome assembly
AUGUCAAGAAAAAGAAAAUUUUCUGAUAAUACUAAUAAUAAUAAUAAUAAUAAUGAUGAACAAAAUAGUAAACAACGACAACGAAUGACUAAUUAUCAUCAGAAUAGUAUUUAUCAAACAACACAACAAAAAUUAUAUGAUGGUUCAAAAAAUUUCUUUCGAAAAUUAAAAGAUUCUAUAAACAACAAUGAAAUAAAAUCGUUUCCAGUAAAUUCAUGUUGUUCAUCAAUGCAUUGUACAAUACCAAUGGUAGCGAUGUGUGAUUAUUGUGAAAGACAAUAUUGUUCAAAUCAUCUCACGCAAUGUUCACAAUGUAAUAAGACAUAUUGUCUUUUUUGUUCAACAAAUAUAAACAAUGAAUUGUCGAUCUGCUUAACAUGUGUACAAAAUGAAUAA